Molecule: messenger RNA, 2264 nt
Organism: Eutrema salsugineum
Lineage: Eukaryota; Viridiplantae; Streptophyta; Magnoliopsida; Brassicales; Brassicaceae
Product: probable starch synthase 4, chloroplastic/amyloplastic
Exons: 19
Coding region: 50-2053 (667 amino acids)
Source: RefSeq, a predicted model, not a curated record
UUUUCCGAAGUCACUAGAAUUGUCGCCAGCGAUUCGAGCUCGGCCGACGAUGCAAUCAGCGACGAAUCUUCCGGUGUUAUGGAAUCUGUCGCUGCGCGGGUCAUCCUCGAGAGUCCAAAUACUGAACCUUAAGCCUCGAAAGGCUCACACACUUCAUUGUUUGAGAUCAGAAGGGCAUGAAGAGUUUGAGAAUUCUCAGGAAAAUCUUGGACUAUCUUCUGUUACAAAACAUAAGGACAUAUGGAACCUCUUUAAAGAAGCUCAACAAAAUAUCCUUUUCUUAAACAAGCAACGCCUAGCUGCAGUUGAGGAGUUAGAGAAGCUGAAGAAACAGAAAUCUGAAUUAGUAGAGAGGAUCAACCAAUUGGAAGCAGAAAGCCAGACUGUAACCAAGAAAGCAGAUAAGUCUUCUCUACUCUGGGAGUUGCUUCUUCGUAUUGAUUCUAUGGUGAUCAAUGGGUUAAUCGGCAUUGAAGAAGCUUCAUCCAUGAGGAAUCUGGUUAGGGAGCAUGAAGUGAACAUCUCUGAGUUUCCUCUUGAUGUUAUGAAACAAGAAGAUGCCGAAGUUCUAGCAGAAAUUAGACGGUUCCCAACUAAAGGCAAAAGGAAUGGUCUCCACGUGAUUCAUAUCUGCACCGAAAUGGCUCCAUUAGUUUCUGUUGGCCCUUUAGCCUCAUAUAUUACAGGACUUUCUUGUGCACUCCAAGGAAAGGGCUACUUGGUUGAAGUCAUAUUGCCAAAAUAUUCUACACUUGAUUUGGACGAAAUUGAAGGGCUCAGGGAAAUCGAAGCUGAUGCAUAUUCUUAUUUCAAUGGUCAGCUGCAUGGAAACCGAAUAUGGAAUGGAGUUGUCUCUGGAAUAGGAGUGACACUUAUUCAACCAUUGUAUAACGUGUCAAUGUUUAGCCGUGAUAAAGUAUAUGGCUAUCCUGACGAUAUUGAUAGAUUUUCCUACUUUUCUCGUGCUUCGUUGGAUUACAUUGCAAAAUCUGGAAAGAAGCCUGAUGUGUUACACAUUCACAACUGGCAAACUGCAAUAGUUGGACCGCUGUUCUGGGAUGUUUUUGUUAAUCAGGGACUUGAAGGUACUAGAAUACUCUUGACAUGUCAAGAGUUUGACUCAAAGUGUCUUGUGCCUCCUGAGAAAUUGGAGCUGUGUGGGCUUGAUCCAGCUAGCCUUCAUCGUGCUGAUCGCUUACAAGAUAACACGAAUCCUCAGGUGGUUAAUAUUUUGAAGGGAGGUAUUGUCUACUCGAACAAAGUUGUAAUAAUGUCAUCCUCAUGUUCUGAGGGAAGCACACUCUAUCAUAGAUCAAUCCCUGGUCUCGAGCCAACUUUAGCUGUUCACAAGGAGAAGUUGUUUUUUGCUCCAUUUGGAUUGGACAAUUUAACAUGGGAUCCUUCAAGAGAUGUUUAUCUCCCUGAAAACUACAGUUCUAAGGAUAUACGGGGAAAAUCAAUCUGCAAAGUUGAAUUACAACGUCGACUUGGUUUAGUGGAGGAUGCUUCAGUCACCAUAGUAGGGUGCAUCUUCUCAGAUAUAUCAGAUGUUGAUCUUGAGAGCUUGAAGUCACUUGUACUGAGUACAGCUAUGAUUGAUGUCCAGUUUGUUAUAAUGUUAACGAAUGAAGAUCAGAAGAUAAUCAGGGAAUUGGAGAAAACUCAAGAUGAAAUUAAGGGAGGAAACUUGAAGGUUGUGACAGAAAACAAUGAAGUUGUUUCGCAUUUGAUUUUUGCGGGAUCAGACAUUAUGCUGUGCCUGAACUUCCAUGAUCCAGUUCUCCAAGUCCAUCUUAAAGCUUUGAGAUACGGAACAGCUCCAAUCGAACUUAACCCCCAAACCGAAGCUUCCGGGCAUUUUGGAACUCAUGAACAAGAGGCCACCGCUCAGAAGUUUAUCAAUUCCUUAUUCGGAAGCAUGUCCUUAAGUCAAGCAUUGGAUCUUAUUAAGAAGAAUGAGAGGUUGUGGAAGUUAAAGAUAAUGGAAGCAAUGGAGAAAGAUUUGUGCUGUGACGUUCACGUGUCUGCAUAUACUUCACUUAAGAACCUGUGAAAGAAGAAGAAGAAGCUGUGAGUGUCCAUGUCAUCAUAGAAUAAAACUUGGAAAAUUAUCAUCUUAAAUUAUCCCACACGUGCGUAUUUGCCGUGUGUUUAGUGAGAUUAGUUGUAAUGUUUGAUUUUUUUCCAACAAUCAUUUGACUCUUUUUGUAGUAAUUUUUUUUUUUUUGUUACCAGCGAAUAAAAAAAGGAAAUUAAACCAUUUU